Entamoeba invadens IP1 is the source of this 648-nucleotide messenger RNA. RefSeq lists its product as hypothetical. The record is from RefSeq and is a predicted model, not a curated record. Bases 1 to 648 code for a protein of 215 amino acids. The transcript has a single exon. NCBI's taxonomy places the organism in Eukaryota, Evosea, Mastigamoebida, Endamoebidae.
AUGAAUGGUAAUAAAUGUGAUGAUUGUGCAACUGGAAAAAUAACAAAAGAUGAUAAGUGUGAUACAUCAACAAAUGCAUGUGGAAAUAAAUGUGCAACAUGUGAAGAAGUUAUUGGUAACCCAACAGCAAAAUGCACCAAAUGCGCUACAACAACUGAUUACAUUAAUCUUGACGAAACUUGUGCUAAAACUUGCAAAACUGGGAAAGUCAAUAAAGAUACAAAGAAGUGUGAAGAAUGCACUAUUAGUGGCUGCGAAAUUUGUGAAACGGUUGGAACUAUUGAACAAUGCACUAAUUGUAAAAAUAAAUACAUUGCUGCCGACAAACUUUUAUGUGUUGAUUUAUGCACCACUGGUAAACCAGUUGAGACUCCAAUCAAAAAGUGUGAUUUAUGUGUUACUGCUAAUUGCGAUGUUUGUGAUAAAGACGACAACUGCACCAAAUGCAAUACCAAAUUCAAUCUUGUGUCUGACACUUUGAAGUGUGUUGAUAUAUGUCCAGAAGGAUAUAUGACAGAUAAAACCAAUAAAAAUGUAUUAAAUGUACCAUUGAAGGUUGUGCAACUUGUGAAAAGGCAGAUGAAUGCACUGCCUGUAUGGCAGAAUACAAGUUGGAGAAAGGAAUAUGUAACGGAGCACAUGCCGUGA